AUGUCCUGCGAAGGUGAUCUGACUGAGGAGGAUGUGAACAGGUCCCAUAGCAGCUCAUCCCACACCAGGAUCAGCGCCGGCGGUGCGACGUCCUACAACUUGUUCGCUUACAUCGCUUUUCAUCUCUCGAACGGCAUCAAUCUGCUCGAUCCGGAGAGCUUGCCCAAGGUCUGCAGGCCCAACGACACUCGGAACGACAGAGAUCGAGAGCGCUGCUUCAUCAACCUCGACGAAGACGACGGCAUCAUUGUGCAUGUUCGCUUCACAGAGAUGGUGAGGAUCAAGCAGGUCUUGAUCAACGCAGGCACAGCAGGAGAGCGGCCAAGACGGGUUCGCAUAUGGGUCAAUCGACCUCACGCUCUCGGCUUUGACGAAUGCCAAGAGACGCGCCCUGAUCAAGAAUUCGAGACACUCGAAGGCGCCCUCGAGGCUGUGGAGUACCCGGUCAAGGUAGCAAAAUUCUCAAAUGUCUCGACAGUGACGCUUUACCUAGAAGGACCGCCAAGCUCGCAUAUGCGCGUCUUCUACCUCGGCUUCAGAGGCGAAUCACGCGUCUACAAGAAGGAAGCGGGAGAUGCCAUGACCGUCGGCGCAGAGACCGGCGUCGACUCUCCCGUCGACGGCAUACGCGAUAAAUUUGCGCCCAGUCAGACUUCUAUUCCUGCUGUCUUCAUCAUCGCUGCUGUACGAUGCCAAGCAAGUGAUGUCCAAACACAGUGCGCUCGAUUCCAUCCCUGCGCCGCAGGCCAGUCAGUCGAAGCCGACGAACGGCCGAUGCAAUACCAUCCGCAAGAAGCAGUGGCGCCCGGCAACAGCAGUCAUGAGAUCCACGGCCGGCAGCAUCUGGCACAUCGAAAGCGGUCCUACCUUGUGUCCCUCCGUACCGGCAUCACGCCCGAAAGUCACCUUGCCCGCCUCGAACAUUACCUCCAAUUUCAUACCGGCACACACGCGAUCGACAAAGGCGAUUCAAGCUACGCAGGUCAUGGAGCAAUGAAUCAGACCUUUGGCGACGAUGAGUUGGCCUACGGUGACAAUUUUGCUGCCUACGAUCCGGUGCGGCUCAAUAUGACUCGCGACGCUCUCGAGCUGCUCAAGCGAACCGAAGAGGUCGAGAUCAGACAUAUUUACGAACCUUGGCUCGGCAAUGGCUUUGCCGGUCAAUUUGGCGAUCUAGCACUGGCUUGGAUCAGGUCCUCGCAGGAUGUGGAUCACAUCUCAGUGGAUCACCGCCUGUCGCUCACCGGACAAAGUGUUUCCAGCAAGCUCAUUUAUGAACCGGAGCUUGCAACCUGGGGCCUUCAACGCGUCUCGCAGGCUGGACCGAUCCUAAAGUCACUGCAAGAAGACAUCCGCUUCAAUUAUACAUACUGUACUCCACGAACCCAGAGCGACAUGCAGGAAGUCGUCGUCUACAUCCUAGAUACGGGCAUCAAUGGCAACCACACCGACUUUGGCGGGCGAGCAAAGAUAGUCGCCCAGUUUGGUGGCUACAAGAUGCUCGAUGGCAACGGUCAUGGCACUCACGUAGCCGGUACUGUAGGCGGACGUAGAUGGGGUAUCGCGAAGAAUGUCACCAUCCGGGCCGUAAAAGUCCUAGACGAUAAUGGAGAAGGAGCAAAUAGCGACAUCAUCGCUGCAAUACAAUACGUCAUCAAUCAGUACGAUGCUCGCCAAAGUCCUCCUACUGUCAUAUCCAUCUCCCUCGGCGGUCCGCUGAACACGUUUACGAGCAUGGCAGUCAAGGCGGCCCAUCAAGCCGGCAUCCACGUCGUCGCUGCUGCAGGCAACGAGAAUCAAGACGCAUGCAAUCUCUCGCCGGCAGGCAGUCCCUUUGUGAUCACCGUCGGCUCCUCGUCUCUACAGGACGAACGCUCUUACUUUUCAAACUAUGGCCCUUGUGUGACACUGUUCGCACCUGGCGAAGACAUCACCUCCUCCUGGGUCGGCUCCCACGUUGCGGUCAACACCAUCAAGGGCACCUCUAUGGCUACACCCCACGUAUCUGGCAUGCUUGCCUUCUGGCUGUCAAAUCUGAGCCCCGGCACCAAACUUUCCCCGGAUGAUCUCAAAACAAAGCUCACAGCGACUGCGACCAGUGGCAUGCUCAAGCUCAAUUUGACCGGCUCAGCCCUCGCGCAGACUGCCAAUCUAAUGCUGAACAAUGGCUGUCACGAAUCAAGCGGGACGUCAGAGGAAGGUAUCAGCAAUGCGGACCACGACAGCUCCUCACGCAUUGACCAGUACUUUGAUGAUCAGAGUCAAGCACGCAAAGCAGACUCGGUAAUCGAUCCACGCGCAGGUCCUUGGUCAAUGAUGUUGUAG
Mixia osmundae IAM 14324 is the source of this 2325-nucleotide messenger RNA. RefSeq lists its product as uncharacterized. Gene Ontology annotation, biological process: proteolysis. The transcript has 5 exons. The record is from RefSeq and is a predicted model, not a curated record. Bases 1 to 2325 code for a protein of 774 amino acids. Gene Ontology annotation, molecular function: serine-type endopeptidase activity. Lineage: Eukaryota; Fungi; Basidiomycota; Mixiomycetes; Mixiales; Mixiaceae.